Messenger RNA from Cucurbita pepo subsp. pepo (vegetable marrow), 1303 nucleotides. RefSeq lists its product as uncharacterized. The record is from RefSeq and is a predicted model, not a curated record. Lineage: Eukaryota; Viridiplantae; Streptophyta; Magnoliopsida; Cucurbitales; Cucurbitaceae.
CACACAGCGAGGUACCCUUUUGCUCCAUUGGUGAAGCAAGCAUAUAUGCCAAAUUUCAAGAAGCAAAUAUAUUUCCGGGACACACAAACUUGGGUAUAUAACUUAUAAGAAAAAAGAAGAGAAAAAAAAGAACACAAAACUUCCAUCCCUAGUCUAACUUGUUCACUUGUACACAUAACUAAGCAAAGUGCCUGUUCCUCACAACUAAAAAACACCCCAAAGAAUCCCUCUUUUUCUGCCACUUGUACGCCUCUUAUGCACUCCCCUCUCGCUUUAUUUACUUACACCCCCUAUUAUUUCUCAUGCACAGCCCCUUGCUUUGCUUUGCUUUGCUUUCCUCUCUUCUCUUCUUCUGUUGGUUAAGGAUGGAUUUCGCCGGACUCCGCCGCCUCCUCCUCCUCCUCCUCCUCCUCCUCCUCCUCGUAUCCACUUCUACCACUCAUUUCUUCACUCCCUGUGAUGCUAGAAGUGUGGAGAGAAGGUCCAAGAAACUCCAGCUGGCGAAAUACUUGGAUGUAAUUGGGCAAAAGGUGAGCCACGUGGAUGGUGGGACCAAUUCCCAACCUUACGUGAGCUCCCCGUUUACUCUCCCGCCAUUCGAUUCGUUGCCGGACAACGCGCCCCCUUAUUGCUCCUAUCCCCCAGCUACUCCUCUGCCUCCCUCCUCGCCCUUCACCUACAUUUCAUCGCCGCCGCCGCCGCCCUUCUAUUAUCUUCCCCCACUGCUCCCACCUCCCACCCCAACCUACGGCUCUCCCCCCAGCUUCACCCCGCCUUACUAUUACGAGCCCAGCCCUCCAAGCUACGUUCCCAGCCCACCCUCUCCCACGGUGUUCGUGCCGAGCCCACCCGUGUUCCAGCCACCCGUCAUUUACCCUCCCCCGAGCGUGCCGCCCCCUCCCCACUCCGCACCCAAUAUAGCCCUUUGGUGCGUGGCCAAGCCCUCCGUGCCUGACCCAAUCAUUCAAGAGGCCAUGAACUAUGCCUGCGGGACGGUGGCGGAUUGCGACACCAUUCUCCCCAACGGACCCUGCUUUCUGCCCAACACACUCAUCGCCCACGCUUCCUACGCCUUCAAUAGCUAUUGGCAGAGAACCAAGGUCGGCGGCGGCACCUGUGAGUUCGGCGGUACCGCCAUGCUUGUCACCGUGGAUCCCAGUUAUGAUGGCUGCCAUUUCGUUUACACGUAGACACCACACUAUGAAAUGGAAUUGUUUUAUCCACUUUUGAAGACACGUGAGAAACAUGUACAGACUAGAAAUCUAGAACAUAAUAUCACUCUCCAUUUUUUCCCCACUCUUUU